Molecule: messenger RNA, 465 nt
Organism: Manihot esculenta (cassava)
Lineage: Eukaryota; Viridiplantae; Streptophyta; Magnoliopsida; Malpighiales; Euphorbiaceae
Exons: 1
Coding region: 49-465 (138 amino acids)
Source: RefSeq, a predicted model, not a curated record
GGGUAUCAAAAGCUUCCCAAGACCUUCUCAUGUGCCACCACCAGCAUAAUGAAUCACCAGAAUGAUCAAUGCUAUGCUGACUUUUGCAAUGAGUGGUGUUGUGAUCUAGAAAAAGCAACGAAGAGGAAGAAGAAUGGUAUGUCAUUAUCAAAAGAAUUGGCAAGAGAAGAAGAUGGAUGUAAUGAAAGUUCCUUAAAGCUUCCAAGUAGUCCUCUGAAGAAGAAAGAAGAUGGAAUAAAGGAAGAGAAGAGCAUGAAGCAUUCCAAUUCAAGAAGAGAAGAAAAAUGCAUAGAUAAGAAGGAUGAAGGAGGUUAUGUACUAGCAAAAAUGAUGAAGGAAUUGGAAAUGAUGGAUCGGAGCGAUAUGGAACAUAUGUGGGAUGUAGAAGAGGCUCUUCACUAUUAUUCUCGUCUUAGAAGUCCAGCAUAUGUUGACAUUGUUGACAAGUUCUUCACUGAUAUGUAG